This is a messenger RNA of Chlamydomonas reinhardtii, 5893 nucleotides long. RefSeq lists its product as uncharacterized. The record is from RefSeq and is a predicted model, not a curated record. NCBI's taxonomy places the organism in Eukaryota, Viridiplantae, Chlorophyta, Chlorophyceae, Chlamydomonadales, Chlamydomonadaceae. The coding region runs from base 794 to 3637 and encodes 947 amino acids. The transcript is spliced from 6 exons.
UCCCUAACCCCCCGUGCGGCCUGAUGCCGACAGCCAACUGGGACUGUGGCUGCCGCGGAAACCGGUAGUCCGUGACACAGGGCAUUCCGGUUUUGCCCAUUGCACGUAAGUGCUCACGCAGAGGAGAUGAAAAGGCCGCGAAUUCUGUAUGGGCUCAAAGUCUCCUUGCAACGGCGUGAGCUCUCGUGGGUCCAACCAACGCAACACGGACGCGCUCCUGUCAUUUUCUGGCAUUUCUAAAGAUGCGUCUUUGCAUAUCAGAUUGUUCAACAUGUGCCUGCCUGCGCCUGUCAUCAUAAUCGGGUUUACACUUUCGCCGGAGUUUUCUCUGCGCCUGGUAGCUUUUAUGUUAACAUGAACAAUUUCAAGUUGUGCAUUUUCGCAGCGCCACUAGCCUGUCCUUCGACUCGGCGGUUUUGCACCCUAUGCCUAUGCUGAUGCGGCUGAUGCGGCUGUUUUGCAAAAGACUACGUCCGUGCUUUUAUGCACUGCAGCACAUUGGUGUUGUCUUUAGAGAGGAAGACACAGCGGCCAUCACGAUUGCGGCAGCUCACUAAGCUAAAAUUUCUUUCAGCUUUCGCCUAGCAAGGAACUGUAAAAUGUAUAUAGACGCCUAACAUCUUGCUGCUUGGCGACUUCGUGUAUGACGUCCGUGAAGCAGCCGGAGUCCCCGGACUGCUAGUGCUUGCCCUGGCUUCUGCCAUUCUUCUGCCACUAUACUUGACAGUUUCAUCUGCUAGGCUCAGGUUUGGUCAGCGUCGGCCGUGUGCCCACUCGAGCAAUUGCGAAGGACAUGAUGCCAAAAAGGAGCGAAACUGGGGGUCCAAUCCGGCGUUUCCCAACUGGCUACUGGCACGCCUUCAACAAAUGGUGGCAUAGCCAGUAUUCCACUUUGGGCGCCCGUCCCAGCUCCAAGGCAAUCCAGAGGUGGCACAGCGAGCACGCUGAAGAGGUCUGGGGGGACGCCGCAGUCAGCUACCAAGAGGUCCAGCGCCACGCCAACCGCAUGCGCUGCAAGCGCAGCGUGCACGACGGCGGGGCGCAAGACGCCGACGACGCGGAAACCACAGAGCCCGAGGACGAGCCAGGCACCACGCCCGAGCGUGACCGCCGGACCUCCGCCAGCGCCCCCGUCCCAAGCGGCCGCGCCCUGUCUCGCGACCCCUCCUACUCCCUGCCGCUGAACCCGCCCCGCGGAGCGGGAACCGGCGGCAACCAGCGCCGCAACGGCCUGGCGUUCUACAGCGGCCCCUCGGGCGCCGGCGCCGCGGCCGGCGCGCGCGGCGGCGCCGGCGCGCACCGCCAUGACUCUGGCGAUCUGGGUUACGGCCUGGGUCUGGGACUGGGUCUGGGUCUGGGGCAGCUAGGUGCGCUGCCGCCCGGUGUACUGGCCUCGGGCCCACCGCUGCAUCUAGCAGGCCUACAUGUUGACGGCACUGACGCGCCGCUGCCGCUGCAGCAGCUGCGUUACGGUGUAGCCGCGGCGGGCGCCGGCCUUGGUAACGGCGGCGGCGGCGGCGUGUCAGCUUCGCUUCUGGGUCAGCUGGCGACGGCCGCGGCGGCCAGCGGUGGCGAGCGCUACGGCUUCGGCGACGGUAGCGAGGCGUGGCAAGACCAGGUGGACGCGGAGGAGGCCGAGGCCGCGUCACGGCUUAUGGCGCUGAAUCCCGCGUACCGCAGCACCGGCAGCAUCGGCAACGGACGCGUCCUGCACGUGCCGGCCGUGCGGGCCAUCAGCCUCGAUGGCCCCGGCGGCGCCAGCGCCUCCGCCCGCGGCGGCGGCGGUGGCAUCGGCUUUGUCAGCUCCGCCACGCCGCCUGCAGUACCGCUGCCGCGGGAGCAGCAGGGGCUGCUACUUCAGGCACUGAGCGGCGGCGGUAGUGGCGCCGGCGGGGGGCUGUUUGGCGAGGAGCUGGGCUUUGAGGAGGAUGGCCCGGACGCCUACGCGCACGCUAGGCCGUACCGGCAUCAGGCGGCGGCGGCUCUGGGCGGUCUGGCGGAUGAACAGCAGCAGGAGUCGCUUCUGGCGCUGCAGGCACACAUCCUGCAGCAGCAGGGGCUGACGGGGCGGCCGCUGUCGGCGACGGGCCUCGCCGCCGCCGCGGCGGUGGUGGCACAGCAGCAGCAGCAGCAGCGGCUGGCCUCGUUCCGCGUGAAGCGGCAGCGUGGCGAGGCCGACGUCGGCAUGCAGGACGUGCAGGACGUGCACGGUGUGUUAGGGCUGCAGCAACAGCAGCAGCAACAGCAGCAGCAGCACAAGGCGCUGUCGGGGCUGGGCGCGCUGAGGCUGGGCGGGCUUGCGCUGCGGCCGCUGGAGGAGGCGGAUGCGGCGGCGGAGGCCGACGACGACAUGGUGCUGUUGGAGGGGCCAGCAGGCGGCGGCGGUGCGGCGGAGUGGGGCCGCCCGCCGAAUCGCAAGACAGCUCGGCUGGGUGCUGGCGCCGGCGGCUCCGCCUUGGCUGGUGGCGGCGGUGUUCCUGGCGACCUACAGCUGCAGCUACAGCUGCUCAUGCUGCGGCAACGGCAGCAGCAGCACGAGGCGGGCGCGGCGCCCAUGGGAAUUCAGGGUGCGGGCGGUGGCGGCGCCGCGGCCUCGCCGCGUCUGGAGCUGGACCUGCAGGCGGAUGAGCGCUAUGUGCAGGUGCGUGCGGACUUUGGCCGGCGCUCCGUUCCAUCCUACGCGGGCCAGGACGCCGACGCAGCCAUGGUGGCGGCGGCGGCGGCGCGGCGCGGUGGGCUGCCUCUGGCGGCGGCGCCUGGCCUCAUCACGCUCCGGUCUCGUGCGGACUCAGGGACGAGGUCCAUGCUGCCCGUCAACGGCGGCGGCGCCAUGGAGGCUCUGUCGCUUGGCAAUGGCGCCGGCGGCAUUGGCCCCGGGCGCCUUACCCCAGUCAUGAUGUGGGGAAGGGGCGGGGGCGAUCCCUUCCAGCGCCGCAGCGACCCGAUUGACGUGGACCGCGACGCCGAUGCCUGGGACCAGGGCGUGCUGCCCCCGGCCGCAGGCCGCCAACGCGCCGCCACAGGCAUUGCCGUGCCCCGCGCCGCCAGCACGGGUGCUGCCGGCAACCCCUCGCUCAUGCUGCGUCGUGACCUGAACGUUGAGUCGGGUCUCGAGGCGAUUGCGGCCGCCGCCGCGGCGGUGGCGGCAGCCGAGGACCGAGGCGUCGCCGCCGACCAUGCGGCCGUGGCCGGCGCGCGGCCGCAGCGCCAGCUGCAGCUGCGGGCGCUGCAGCAGCAGCAGCAGCAGCAGCAGCAGCAGCAGGCGCAGCUGACGUCGGCGCUGAGGGAGCUGCAGGAGCAGCAGCAGGUGGCGGAGAGGCAGCAGCAGCACCAGGCAGAGGCGCGCCAUCACUGGCCGAUGUACCGGGGCCUGGACGACGAGGCGGACGCGGAUUGCGCAGCGGCCAUGCUUACUAAGGAGCGGGCGCCGCAUGCGAUGCCGGCCGACGCGGAGGCGGAGGAGCGUGUGGCUGGGCUGCGCAGCACGCUGUUGCUGUUGCUGCAGCAGCGCCGCGCCGCGGAGGGUGUGGGCGCAGGUGCGGGCGGAGGGGAGCGUGGGGGCAGCCGGGUGGGGGACUCGCAGGGCGGGUCGUUGGCGCUGCUGCGCACCGGCGCGGAGGCGGGCGGGACGCGGUAGGCUGCUGGCACGUGAUGCGCAAGGAGGGCGAGGAAAGUGCGAAGCGUCGCCUUGUGAUGUCGUGGCCGAGCCGCUGUGAGCGGAAUUUGGGACCGUCAUGAAUGAAGGAACGGUCUUGUCAUACGUCUGAGGGGAUGUGAUGCAUCUUGGGAUUCGGAUGAUGGGAACUGAAGGUUAAUACUGUCAAUGCACACAGCUGUGUGCAAUGGUGCGGGAUGCUAUCGGAUGUGUUGUGUGCUGUGCGGGAGCGUGGCUGACACUGCCAUUCGUUAGCCGGCUGUUUCGUUACCUUCCUUUACAAAAACGAAGAGCAGCCGGUGAUCGGCUGGUGAUGUUCAUUAGUAAUGGCCGGAAGGCGGAAGCAGGGUCUUCGGUGCUGUGCUUGUGCUGGUGGGUGAAUAUACACUUGACAACUGCACUUUGAGGUAAUGCACUGAAGCAUGGAAGGCAUGACUUGCGGCUGCCAGAUGCAUCAUGUCAUCUUCUUUGGCGUGCAGUUGAGGGCGUGCGCGACGGUCGGCAGCUGCUUCGCACUGAGCGAUGCAUGGAAGGGCUCAGGGCCGCGUCUUUCUUAGGCUACGGCCUGUGUUUGGGCGGUUUUACAGUUGGGAUGGCAUGCCAAUCGUGGUUGUGCGGGAAGGGCGCGACUCGCUUAAUAGUUUGCAUUUUGCACGGCACGGUCGCUGCUAUAGCAUAUGGACACGCAUGAGUUUCAGUGCGGCUUCGUGUAUGUGCGUGUGUGGUUGUCUGGCCGCGGGGGCGGGGGUGGGGCUGCCGCACGAGAUGAGCUCUACAGCAGUGGCUUGUAGAGCGGGGUUGCUUCUCGAUAACUGGGCUGUGUGUGUGUGUUGUAUGUGUGUGUGUGUGUUGUGUGUGUGUGUGUGUGUCUGUGUGUGUGUGUGUGUUCAAACCUUGGUAUGGCCCUUGGUAUGGCUCUCACACGCACUGUCAUAGCGAGGCCGUUGGACACACAGAUUCCCGUAUUAAGACUGAGCACUGGGGCAUUCCAUGCAGUACUAUCAUAAUCGCCCGCUUCCAUAGCAGCUGGUACUUUUUAAAUGAUGGGAGUCGACAGGUGGCCCGAGCUCAGUUAGGAGCCGCCCGGGUUCCUAGACGCAGUAUUCACAGUGCAUUUAUGCAUGGGUACUUUAGGCAUGUGCCCCACCGCCGGUGGCUCACUGCGUUUUACUAUAACAGGCCGAGCACAUAAGUGCGGGCAUGUGCUGUCGCACGUUGCUUAACGGUCGUUGGUCAGUACGUGUUCCGCAUGGUCUUAGUCACUUAAGGACACACACUGUACUUGAUCAUUGUUUUCGUGUGACAGUUCCUGUUAUCAGCAUUUGGUAUUUGGCAACACGACGCGCCUGCUGUAUAAUUGGUACCGUACGCCGAUGCAUCGCUGAGCUGUAUACUGCGGCUCCUCGGGACCUGUCCAUCCGGAAAGACGUGCCAGCGAGAUAACUGGCUUUCGGGUUGCGGACAGACAUGGCUCUCUGACGCUUCGAGUAUGCCGCUAGAGUGCGACGCCUGCGGCGGGUAGGGUGUAAGCCGGGGAGUAGAGUAAAACGCUACGACGAUGGGCGCGUUCAGCUAAGGUGUCAAGCUUUUGGUCAGGAGAGGUGUGCGCAGUUGGUCAGGAGAGGGUUCGAAAUUCUUGAGCAUGCGGGGGAGGUAUGGUCUCGCACGAGGGGGGAGCAUUGUUGACAGCGUUGGAUGGUGGUGGAUGGAGCUGCUGGGACGUUGCAUAUGCGCCGCUGACUAGCUAAAUACGUGAAUGCAUGCAAAGUGGAAGCUAUAGAACGUACGUGGCAAGUGGGGGACAUUGAUACUAUCACGGACCGAGCUGCUCGAGUCCUGGAGGUGGUGGAGGCAGUGCUGCAGGCGGCUAGAAGGGCUGGCACGAAAUGGCCAAGCCUUGAAAGCGUCGGAGGGGCACGUAGCUGCAUUGCUGAUACUACGGCCGUAUGAUAUACGGGUAGUAUGACUAGUUGUAGGGAAGGACGCGCAUCAUGCCGCAUGGCGGCACUGCAUGGGUGCGCGUGCUGCAACCCAGGAGCGAGCGGAUGAGCUGCAGCACCCAGGAGCUGAUAGCAACUGGUCUCUCAUGCACGUGCAUGCAUGCCGCUGCGCUUCAGUGCUAGCUGGGGUGGCGGUAGCGCAAUCUGGAUCUGGCUGACGGGUGGCAAGGAGCGAGCGGACGAGCUGCAGCAAGCAUGAGCCUGCAUGAGCUGGCAGUCAUUGUAAUCAUAACGCACU